Messenger RNA from Cuscuta campestris, 1124 nucleotides. The record is from the annotation of a GenBank genome assembly. Lineage: Eukaryota; Viridiplantae; Streptophyta; Magnoliopsida; Solanales; Convolvulaceae.
AUCUCUUCUUUCAAGGCAUCGAGAUCCGAGAGAAUAGUUGCCACAUCAUCAAGGUAUUGUGUCAUAGUUUUGGUACCUUUACGAAGAGUGUGGAGUUUGUCCCGAAGCUGAUAAACAUGAGCGGUGGACACGGAGUUGUACCGUGCGGCCAAAGCAUCCCAGAGGGCAGCAGAUGUGGUGAAGCCGCGAGCAUGUUUGUGAACGGAGGGGCUGAUGACCGCUAGGAGGCAGGCGCGGAUCUGUGUGUCAACGAUGGUCCAGGAGGUAUACUCUGGAUUAGGGACGGUUUUAUCGUUUUUGGAGAUAGUUGGCGCCGGGGCUGCUUCAUGACCAUCAAUCCAUCCAAGGAGAAGAUUAGCUGAAAGAGCUGUUUGGACAUUGAGAGACCAUGCCAGAUAAUUUGUUUCGUCCAUCUCCAUCGCCCCACCAUGUCUGAGAAAGUCUCCGUCACCGGCACGUCGUCAUCCUCGCCGACUCCCCACCUGGCGUUCACAACUAUUUCAGACGUCAAGCUACAUGUACUGAUCCUUCUCAGCUUUUCCGAGCCCAACUACAAGAAGUGGAGCCGGCUCUUUCUUCUUCUCAUCCGCUGGUUCUCCCUCGGCGACUUCCUCACCGGCAAGUCGUCCCCGUCAAGCACCGACGACGCCGAAUGGUUUCAACUUGACGCCCUUAUUCAAGGGUGGAUCUUGUCUACUGUUAAUGAUGAGAUCUGUGAUCUCGUUCUCUCCACCACAAAUUCCGCCUCCGAAUUAUGGACAUCGAUCUACAAUCUCUUCCAUGACAACAAAGCGGCUCGGGCGAUGACACUCAAGCACCAAUUCCGCAUAACCACGAAGGGUUCUCUCUCUAUGGCCGCCUAUUGUCAAACCCUUCGCAACCUCGCGGAUUGGUUGGAUGAUGUGGAUGCCUCAGUUUCUGAAUAACAACUUGUUCUCCAAGUCCUCCGUGGCCUCCCGGACGACCUUCGGGCUCAAACUUCGUUCCUACAAUAUCAAACACCGCCCCCAACCUUUCUUCAAACUCGCUCGGCCCUUCUCAUUGAACAACAGCGGCAAGAAUUGGGGACCGGCGGCGUCGCGGGGGACGGUGGAACGGUGCUUUACGCCGGCAGUGGGGGUCCC